UUUUAUUCUGGCCCCGGAUCGGGGCUCACUUUCACUCGGGACUCGUAGGGGUGGCUGCCUCACCAUGUGCACUGGGAAGUGCUCCCGCUUCGUGGGGCUCUCCCUCAUCCCCCUGUCCCUGGUCUGCAUGGUGGCCAAUGCCCUCCUGCUGGUGCCUCAGGGCAAGACCAACUGGACAAACGUCAGCAACCUCAGUUUGCAAGUGUGGCUCAUGGCUGGCUUCGUCGGAGGGGGCCUGAUGGUGCUAUGUCCCGGCAUCGCGGCUGUUCGCGCAGGGGGCAAGGGCUGCUGCGGCGUGGGCUGCUGCGGAAAUCGCUGCAGGAUGCUGCGCUCCAUCUUCUCCUCGGCCUUCGGGGUGCUGGGUGCCAUCUACUGCCUGUCAGUGUCAGGAGCCGGGCUCCGAAUCGGACCCAUUUGCUUAAUGAACGGCCAGUGGGAAUAUCACUUCAAAGACACCGAAGGCUCUUACCUGCUCAACCAUACUUUGUGGGACUUGUGCGUGGAGCCACCAGGUGUGGUCUCCUGGAAUGUGACUCUCUUCUCGCUGCUGGUGGCCGCCUCGUGUCUGGAGGUCGUGCUGUGCGGGAUACAGCUGGUGAACGCCACCCUCGGUGUCUUCUGCGGCGAUUGCAGGAAGAAGGAGGGCACCCCUCAAUGAAGUUCCACUGAUGUUGUGCUCCCUCCUGGAUGCCCGACUGGCCCACCUGAACCUGGAAUAAACUUUUGAACUCUC
Messenger RNA from Canis lupus familiaris (dog), 733 nucleotides. It is a transcript of the gene TM4SF5, whose product is annotated as transmembrane 4 L six family member 5. The transcript has 5 exons. The record is from RefSeq and is a predicted model, not a curated record. Gene Ontology annotation, cellular component: membrane. Bases 65 to 658 code for a protein of 197 amino acids. NCBI's taxonomy places the organism in Eukaryota, Metazoa, Chordata, Mammalia, Carnivora, Canidae.